AUGGAGGUUCCGGAGGUGGAGGAGAGAAAGAAAGGUGCAUCAGGAGCUCAAAUGACAUCAGCUGCAGCUUUUGUGGAAGGAGGAAUCCAAGAUGGGUGUGAGGAUGCUUGUAGCAUUUGCCUUGAGAACUUUACCUCUAGCGAUCCUUCAACGCUGACAAAAUGCAGACAUGAGUAUCACCUGCAGUGCAUCCUUGAAUGGUGCCAGAGAAGCUCAGAUUGUCCCAUGUGCUUGCAACCUGUUAGUUUGAAGGACCCCUCGAGCCAAGAACUAUUUGCAGCAGUCGAACGAGAGAGAAAAAUCAGAGCAGCUGCUUCCAGAAAUACCACCAUAUUCCGCCACCCUACCCUGGGAGACUUUGAGUUGCAACACUUGCCUGUUGGCACAAGUGAGGCUGAGCUCGAGGAACGCAUAAUCCAACACUUAGCUGCUGCUGCUGCCAUGGGAAGAAGUCAUUAUGGUGGUAGGAGGGAAACCCAGAGAAGUAGGUCUGCUACUGCACAGCGCCGCCCACACUACUUAGUAUUUUCCUCAUCUCAUAAUGGGAAUGCAAGGACUGGACAAGUUUCCUCCUCCAUGCCACAUGUUGCGCGGGAAAGUGAUUCACCCGCAAUCAACAUAGCUACUCCAUCGACCCCUGUGACAGGCGGCAGGGAUGAGCCAACUCAGCUUCAUGCAUCAUCUGAGUCUUCCAAUAGGCAGACUACUCGAGGAGAAAAUACGUGGCAAUCUUCUCUACCCAGUCAGGAUGCAGCUGGAUCUUCGGACUUGCAAUCAUUUUCAGAAUCUUUGAAGUCUAAACUUAGCGCAGUAUCAAUGAGGUAUAGAGAAUCAUUCUCGAGAAGCACGAGAGGGUGGAAGGAGAGGUUUUUCUCUCGAAGCAAUUCCUUGUCGGAUAUCGGUUCUGAAGUUAGGAGAGAAGUGAACGCUGGAAUCGCAAGUGUUUCUCGUAUUAUGGAGCGUCUUGAGAGUCGAGAUAGUACUAGAACUUCUGGUGGUUCACAAUCUAUUUCCCCUGCUCAUACCGAUAACAGGAGAGAGCGAGAGAGCAGCCGUUUGAAUGGAAGCAAUUCAUCAUCACCUUUUGUUGCCUCUACAGCAGCUUCAGGCUCCACUUAA
Messenger RNA from Linum trigynum, 1119 nucleotides. The record is from the annotation of a GenBank genome assembly. NCBI's taxonomy places the organism in Eukaryota, Viridiplantae, Streptophyta, Magnoliopsida, Malpighiales, Linaceae.